AUGAAGUUAUUUUCUAUACUUAUUUUUCAUAAAACAAGUGAUAGCAAGGUGAAAUGUUUGAAAUCUGCUUUUGAUUUGACCAGCUUCAGUUUUUUCCAGCGUAGCUCUGUUCAGGAGUUUAUGAGUUUCACUGGAAAAUUGCUUGUUGAAAGAUCGGCCACGCCAAGUCGCAGUUCUGUCAAAGAAAACGAUUAUUACUGUCAUACGUUUGUUCGUGAAGACGGACUUUCGGCUGUUUGCAUAACGGAUUCUGAAUAUCAGUCUCGUGUGGCUUUCACAUUGUUAAGGCGGGUAUUGGAUGAUUUCGCAAGCAAAGUGCCAUCUUUUCAGUUGGUGCAAAUCAAAAAUGAAAAAGAUUGUUUGUAUACUGGUCUUCCAGAAUUACUUACUAAAUGGCAAAAUCCACGUGAAGCAGAUGCGAUGACUCGAGUACAGGAAGAAGUGGAAGAAACGAAAGUUGUUUUACAUAAUACGAUACAAUCAGUAUUAGACCGUGGUGAAAAACUAGAUGAUCUGGUUGCAGCUAGCGAAGGAUUAUCAAAUCAGAGCAAAUUGUUUUACACACAGGCGAGAAAAAUGAAUAAAUGUUGUAGCUGGACAUAA
Dracunculus medinensis (Guinea worm) is the source of this 603-nucleotide messenger RNA. The record is from the annotation of a GenBank genome assembly. Lineage: Eukaryota; Metazoa; Nematoda; Chromadorea; Rhabditida; Dracunculidae.